Molecule: messenger RNA, 567 nt
Organism: Drosophila mauritiana
Lineage: Eukaryota; Metazoa; Arthropoda; Insecta; Diptera; Drosophilidae
Gene: Muted
Product: biogenesis of lysosome-related organelles complex 1 subunit 5
Exons: 3
Coding region: 69-551 (160 amino acids)
Cellular component (GO): BLOC-1 complex; transport vesicle
Source: RefSeq, a predicted model, not a curated record
CACAAGUACGAUAUACGAUAGUGGAAGCCCUGGUUCGCUACGAUUUCUCAUGUGACAGCUGUGGGUGAAUGAAAAUAAUGAUAAGCCAAGUCGGACGAGAGCUGUACAAGGUGCCGCUUCGCAUUCUAGACCAUCGCGUGUUCGUAAACGGCGAGAUCGAGGCCUUUCUCGAGAACUUCGAGGUGCGGCGCAACGACAGCGAAGUGGAGAAACUUUUCCAGGUCACCGAGACAGUGGGAUCUCUAAAGUACGAUCUCUCCCGGUGCAGUGCAACCGGCAGUGGUAGCGGAGCCGAAAAUCUUGCCCAACUGGACACAGAAGUCACCCAUCUGCUGGACGGGGUCAACGCACUCUUGGCAAAAGCGAAGGUGGAACGAACUGCCAGCACCCGGUUGCAGGAGACGCGACUGGCACGUGAGCAACGCCGGGCGGAGUUCCUAACCAAUUUGGAGCACGGCUAUCGCCGCAUCGAGAACUCGUUCGAGGAGAAGGAGGAGGAAAUCGCAGAGCUUUACUCGGAUUUGCAACUAAAGCUUAACAUUGCCAAGUAGAAACUAUGCUGAAGUC